Messenger RNA from Didymodactylos carnosus, 354 nucleotides. Lineage: Eukaryota; Metazoa; Rotifera; Eurotatoria; Philodinida; Philodinidae. The record is from the annotation of a GenBank genome assembly.
AUGUUGAAACGAAAGAUCAACAAAAAUUGUACAUUGGACGAUAUUAAUGAUUUAUUUAAAAGAAAUUUGAAAAUAGUUGAAGAUUUAUAUCAAAUUGAUGGCCGUAAAAUGUUCAGCACGUAUUUGUUUGAUUAUUUCAAUGCUGUUUGUCAGCAAGAACAAUUGGAAAUCAAUGCAUUAAUUGCUGCUAUGCUUGCAACAUCUUCGCAUCUCUUUCAACGAAGUUUUUCUUAUCGUCUUAAUCGUCUACCAAUUUCUUCAGCAACGUUUAGUUUAAUGGUAGCUGAUAGCGGUGAGUGCUGUAUUGCAAUGCAAUUUGUGGAGCCUGUACUCGCUCGAACGUACUAUGACUAA